AUGCUCUGUCCCAUCCCCGUUUCCCGCCCCCCACCCUGCCCACCUGCCUUCCUGCCACAGCCUUCCUCAGGCCAUUUCCACCAAAGAAUCCUACAGUAUGUCCGCGCUAUCCAGAACCUCCACUCUUUCGACCCCUUUGCUUAUGUAAGUAAGGGUGAUGGCCUGCUUCCUGCUGGCACUGAGGAUUGUAUCCAUGUAAAAAUUCAACAGAGAAACGGCAGGAUAACCCUUACUACUGUCCAAGAGACUGCUGAUGAUUACUAUAAAAUGAAACUAGUGAAGUCGUUUAAGAAAAAAUUUGCCCGCAAUGGUACUGUAAUUGAGCAUCCAGAAUAUGGAGAAGUAAUUCAGCUACAGGGUGACCAGCGCAAGAAUAUAUGCCAGUUCCUUGACGAGAUUGGACUGGCUAAGGACGAUCAGCUGAAGGUUCAUGGGUUUUAAGUGCUUUUGGCUCACUGAAGCUUAAGUGAGGAUUUCCUUGCAAUGAGUAGAAUUCCCUUUCUGUCCCUUGUUACAAAUUUAAAAACCUCACAGCUUGUAUAAUGUAACCAUUUGGGGUCUGCUUUUAACUUGGACUAAUGUAACUCCUUCACGCAAUAAACUGAAAAGAGCCA
Messenger RNA from Erinaceus europaeus (western European hedgehog), 614 nucleotides. Its product is annotated as eukaryotic translation initiation factor 1-like. Bases 1 to 441 code for a protein of 146 amino acids. Gene Ontology annotation, cellular component: eukaryotic 43S preinitiation complex. The record is from RefSeq and is a predicted model, not a curated record. The transcript has a single exon. Gene Ontology annotation, biological process: translational initiation. Lineage: Eukaryota; Metazoa; Chordata; Mammalia; Eulipotyphla; Erinaceidae. Gene Ontology annotation, molecular function: translation initiation factor activity; RNA binding; ribosomal small subunit binding.